Messenger RNA from Penicillium samsonianum, 1401 nucleotides. RefSeq names its product Zn(II)2Cys6 transcription factor domain-containing protein. The transcript has 3 exons. Bases 1 to 1401 code for a protein of 466 amino acids. The record is from RefSeq and is a predicted model, not a curated record. Gene Ontology annotation, molecular function: DNA-binding transcription activator activity, RNA polymerase II-specific; zinc ion binding. Lineage: Eukaryota; Fungi; Ascomycota; Eurotiomycetes; Eurotiales; Aspergillaceae. Gene Ontology annotation, biological process: regulation of transcription by RNA polymerase II.
AUGGUCGAUAUGCAACCUAAAACCCAAACCCGGCCACAUUCGUCUAGGCACGUGCAGGGACAGAAUAUGGUCUUUCGAAUCCCGAACUACAAAAAGGAUUCUCUAGCAUGCGGGUCCGAACCGUCUGAACAGAUCUAUCAUUCCCGCCGGUCUCAUCGGAAAUCCCGCGCCGGCUGUGUGAACUGUAAGCAACGAAGAGUCAAGUGCGACGAAGCAAAACCCCAUUGUCUCCGAUGCCAAAAACAUGGCAUUGAGUGUGACUACCCGAGCCAGCCAGCCCAACCUCAAAAGAACAAUAACAUCGUUUCCCAAUUCAGCAAAACCAACCCUGACUUGAUAUCGAUUGAUUCUCUAGCUCCUUCAAUGUCUCUAAUGAUGGUCGCGGACAAGCUGAAUGAAUUACUGCAACCAACACCCGAUACUGGUAUCCAGCUGCCGAGAUUACUCACAGAUGCCACAGCAUCAACCCGCACUAUGGAAGCAUUGCAUCAUUUCCACAAAGCCCCAGCCUUUGGAACAGAAAGCCCAACGCCUAUUCGAAUCGUAAUGGGCAAAAUGGUCGAACUUGCCUUCGAAACCCCCUUCCUCAUGCACGCCAUAAUAGCAUCCGCAACAACCCACCUCUGCAUCGUACUCCCAGACAACAAAGCCUACCGCCUAUCAGAAGCCUACCACUGGCAACAAACAAUAAACCAAUACUCGACCGAAGUCUCCAAAGCCAUAACCCGCACCAACAUGGACAAGCUCUACUCCACCUGUCUAAUGAUCAGCAUGCACUCCUUCAACCAAGAAACCUUUAACCCGCGCGCCUCCUUCGUCUUCACAACGGACCCAACAGCCCUAACGUGGCUCCGACUGCAGACCGGGCUCCGCUACCUCCUCGAGCGCACGGGGACCUGGCUCCCGCAGAGCAUGUGGUGGACUGUAUUCAUGGAGGCGCGGGAUCCAUCCCUGGACUUUGAAGAUAAGCGUCCUGGCCGCGUGGGUCUUGAUCCGGAUUUGGCAGAUCUUUGUGGGAUUGCGGAUGAGACGACUGUCGAGGAGAAUCCGUGUUUGUGGCCUUUGCGCAUGCUUAUGGGAUUGUUGCCGUUUGAGAGGGUGACGGAAAGUUCUAGGGUUUAUAAUACUUGGAUGGGAAGACUGGAGAAUCCGUUCUAUGAGUGUUUGCUUAGGAAGGAGCCGCCGGCGCUGGUUUUGUUGGCUUGGUGGUUGGGGCUUAUGUGUUAUGUUGAGGAGUGGUGGGUUGAGACGAGGGUUCGAUCGGAAUGUACGGCUAUCUGUAUGUUUCUGGAGGAUAGUUGUGAUCCGCUGGUUUUGAAGUUGUUGGAGUUUCCGGCGUCGUGUUGUGGGUAUUUGCUUAGACAUGAGCAGGAACAGGCUAGGGUUCUUGAGUUGGAUUGA